AUGCCAAAUGAAAAUGAUGAAGAAAUUAAGAAGCUCGAAAUGGAGGAAAAACUUUUGGUUGAAGCUAUUAAAAUGGAGGAGAAAAAGAGAGAACAAAUAUUAUUGGAAGAAUCGAGUGAUGACAAUGAUGACGACGGAGACAGUAAACACGAAGAUGCGGACAAAUCUAAUUCUAAAUCAAAGACUGAAAAUUUGUAUGACAAAAUCGAACCGAUUUUCAACAAGAUUUAUGACAAGAAAAUUAAAAAUUCUGCGACAGUCCAACGACAAUACUCUGAUCAAUUACAUGACGUAGUACAACUAGACGAAGACUGUGAUUUUAGUAAUGGACGUGGACGUGGAUUCGGUGGUGGACGUGGAUUCGGUGGUAGACGUGGAUUCGGUGGUGGACGUGGACGUGGAUUCGGUAGACGUGGACGUGGAUUCGGUGGACGUGGACGUGGACGUGGGAAAGGAUUUCACCCAUACGGAAGAAAUCCAGUCAUAUACAACCAAUUUUAUUAUAAAUAA
Molecule: messenger RNA, 510 nt
Organism: Microplitis mediator
Lineage: Eukaryota; Metazoa; Arthropoda; Insecta; Hymenoptera; Braconidae
Exons: 3
Coding region: 1-510 (169 amino acids)
Source: RefSeq, a predicted model, not a curated record